CUUGGUCUGUCGGCCGGUGCUCUAGUCGGUCCGAUCGCGAACAGCCGCGCGCACGUCGCGUUUUGACUUGUCUCACAACACGCUGCAAGAUAACGCGCCCUAUUUAAACGCAAUACUCGCUCUAGCGCAAGCCAUACCACAAUUAAGUAACGUGUAAACUUUUGUGGUAAUAAAAUUAAUUACGCCGAUGUUUUGAGAUCAUAAUAUAUAUCGGCGCAAUCUUAAAACCGGCUUCGUGACCAUAUGAUCUGCACUGGACCCGCUCGAACCGUGCGACCCUCUCAAAUAGCAGCGCGGAGUUAUGAUGCGGAUUUACCAUUAAAAUUCAAUUGUGUAAGACGGAUUCGAGAAGGAUGACUCAGUGCUAACGGAAGACUUUCUCAAGUGUUUUGGUGUCAGUUUCGUGACUUGCGAGUCGCUGGAGAUGUAAUUGUUGACCCUGUGGAAUAUUUGUUUUGUAAAAAUAGUGUAAUGGCAGGUGCUAGUGAGGAAGGAGUGGCUGUGGAAGAAAAUGCGGCUGGACCCGCACAAGAACCCCGCAGACGAGGGCUGAGCGGGUCGAUGUCAUUGCGCACACGCAAGUUAGGCCGGCGUCUAUCACGCAGCAUGUCUAUCGUUGCGCUGAAGCUGCCGGAGAAGGCGCAGAGCAUAACACGAUCUUCGUCGAAACUCAUACGAUCGGGCAGUCGCGAUAAAAAGAACAGAUCCUUUGAACUGUCUCUUAUACUACCGGAUAAAACUCAAAGACAGGUGACGGUAUGGGGGGGCAGUACUGUUGCAGAAGUUGUUCGCGAAACUUUACACGAAGUAGGAUUAGCUUUGGCUGGAACACCAACUGGACCCUUAUCAGCACCAUUGGCUUUACCAUUAUCUGAACCUUUGCCACCUCCCACAAUGGCUACAGCUCCACCCACAGCUUUACUGUUCCUUGGAGGAUCAAAAGCUCCAGUUGAGCCACGUGCUUCAGCUAUGUCCUUAGAAGGAGAAGUACUGGUAGUUGAACAUGAACCUCCGCAAUGGGACGGAAAAGAUCUUGAAGUUUUCCUUGCCUGGGAGAAGAUUUAUGCUUCAACGUUAUUUUCUGCGCUAGAACUCUAUGGAAAACCACUACUACGAGCUGCCGUUAUUACCAAAGAAGAAUAUCAUUUACUAUUUUACUAUCUUGAAUCUGUAUCUGAAGCAAGUGACGCCCUUACGCAAAGAAUGAGAAAAUAUAUUGAUUCCGGUUUACUUAAAAAUAAAGAGGAAUCAGACAGUGAAGAAAAGUCGUUAGAAAUAAAGGACUCAGAUGAUAAUCAAUCGAAAAGUAUAUUAAAUGAACUUCUUCAAGAAGGAAUACUAUCGCAACAAGAUAUCGACUUAUCUUGUGCGAUAACUGCUUCGGAAUGUAACGAAGAAAGUGGGACUCACAAAUUAGAAGAUGACAAUCGAUCUAGUACUUCUUCGCUUUGUUCUUCACUUCGUAAAGUAAUCGUUGACAUUCCACUUGAUAAUUGUGAAUCUACCGUUGAGAACUCCACUGUAGAAAGCAAUGACAACAUAACGACGGUCACUAUAAGAACUGGUGGGCAAUGUUGUGCUGAUCACAGAAUAUCAGCUGAUAUAACAGAAAAUGUUUGGUCUAAUGUUCGAUGGGAUUUUCUCAAUCCUACAGAUUUUGGAUAUGAUCAGGUACCAAAUGUAAAAAGAAGCAGAUCUGAAUCUGCCAUAACACCAGUAGUCAGCAGACGUAAUGAAGAGAUUUAUGAAACUUUACGCGACGACGAAGGAGAAUCUUGUGGAAGUAUUACACCAUAUGAAUCAAUAGAAGAUCUUUACGAUUGCAUAAAGAAUACCGUGUAUAAUAAUUUGGCGGCUGAGGAGUCUUCUCCUUCAACAGAAUGUCAUUCGGAGCCACAGUAUCCGGACUUUUACGAGAAGUCAAGUGCUACUCGACAAAGCUCCGCAAGUAGCGAGAAAAGUGGAACAUCAUCUGCGUUUCCUUUUUCGAAGUGCGGUUCCAGUAAUUCCACGGGCGCAUAUACUUCUUGCGAAUCCACAAGCGGAGUUAGUUCAUUUAUUCCAAAAAAUAUACCAGAGGUACUGAAAUGCCGUGAACUUCCACCUCCACCAGCAGAAAAUGAAUUGAACGAGAGCAAUAUUUUGCUGAGACAACUUUUUCUGGGUGAACUCUUGGAUGCUUAUGGAGAAUAUCUAUCCACGUAUCCAUAUGCGAGAGCGCUGUUGCGGAGAAAAACGCGUCGUGACGAACACUUCGCGGCAUUGGCUGACAUAAGGCGGGGAGCUGCAAAAUAUAGUAUUGGCGAUUAUCUGGAGCUACCGAUUGAACGUUUAGCGCAGUAUGAGCGUCUCGUGGGCGGUGGUUGCGCGAGACGGCGCGCGGCUCGUCUUUCUGACCUGGAACGCGUGCAAGACCUCUUUCCGCACGACUACCUCGCUCUGCACGAUGCUGACGCACCCGCCGCUCUCGCUUCUCACCACGCGCAGAAGUCGAAGAGUCUUCGUAAGCGGCCAAGUUUGGACAUUGGUGGUAUCGGCGGCGGUAACAGCAACUCGUUGUCACCACGCACUUUCAUAAUGGAGGCUCCCGUACAACUCUGUCCACUUGGUUCGACCUCCCCACCGUUGGAUCGUCACCUAUUUCUCUUUAGUGACCUUCUCUUAGUGGGCAAGGCUAGAGGCACGAACUGCUUUAAGCUCAAAGAGAGUGUAAGGCUGGCCGAGUUAUGGCUCUCGUUGCCUGAAACUGAUGACACAGGGUUUCUAAUUGGAUGGCCUACUGCAUCUGGUGUUACAAACUACCUCGCUACGUAUCCUACGCAAGCUGCCAGAGAUACCUGGCACAGGAAAAUACAAAGUGCCUUAAAUGUCCAGCUGGCUUCCGAACCAAAGUCAACGAAUGUUCAGAUUUUCUAUAAGGAUCUGACUAGCUCAAUAGAAUUCUGCAAAACGGUAUCCAUAAGUCCUGAAAUGAACGCCCGUUGCGUGGUCCGCCAAGCAUUGCACGUGCUACAAAACGGCGGCGAGGGUGAAGGGGAACACGAACAGGAGGGCGAGAGCGACGAAGGGAGGUGGGGAGCUGCGGCAGACUUUACGCUCUGCGUACGAGCCGGACGGGACGCGGCUCCCGCUCCGCUUCAGGGUAUAGAACGACCUCACGCUGUUCAGAUGUCACGAAUAAGACAAACGCUUUCGAAUGAAGACGGUUUCGAUUUGGAACACGUUAACGCUAAAAAUAAUCCAUGUGGCCUGGUCUUCGAAUUGAGGAAGAAAAAUCAGGGGUUAAAAAGCACAAACGCUACCCCCGGACGUGGCCUACGACUGCUACGUCGCGGCGGUCGGCUGUUCGGCGUGGCGCUCACUCGCCUGUGUAAUGGAACUCCCCCUCCCGCGUUAUUGCACGCUCUGCGUCGCCUGCGAGUCGCCGCGCCUUUGACUCACGGUGUAUUCCGUAGAAGCGCUAACGCAAAGGCCCUGCGAUUACUGAGGGAUAAGUUGGACACGCUGGGUCCGUGGGCGGAGGGUUGUGCUGAGCUGGAAAGAGCUCCCGUUCUGCUUCUGGCAGCACUAGUUAAAGAGUUCUUCCGUGCGUUACCACAGCCUUUACUUGCUGCCGAUCUUUACCCCUCUUGGCUGCAAGUGCUUAGUUUACCUCCGGCAGAAAAAGUUGCUGCCGUACGCUCCUUGCUAUUGAAACUUCCGAAAUCACACUACAACAUGCUAACUUACUUCGUAUGCCUUUUGCAGGCGAUCGCCAAAAAAUCUAACAUAAAUCUCAUGUGCCCAAUGAACUUAGGAGUAUGCGUCGGUCCAAGUCUGCUGUGGCCAAACGUUCCUUGUGACAAAGCUCCCAAAGCAGUGCCAAUGGUUGUCGAACUUCUUAUAGUAAAAGCAGAGGCCUUAUUUGGACCGCAAAUUGCUGGACUUCUUGGAAGUGGUAGUCCUGAAUCCUCUAAUGCACUUCUUGAUUCAGGAGCCGAGGAAAGUGACAGCCUCCAUUCGGUCGGCAUAUCGUUAGAUUCAAUGGAAUUAUCAACACCCAGAAAAGAAAAACUAUCGUUAAGCCGUGACUCGGGGUUAACACUUUCAGAAGACGAUUCAAACAGUAACGGAGGCAACAGUCCGGCACCUAGAAAUAUAUUGCAUAGCCUUUCUGCCCCUACUUGCAAUUUACAAGAUCAAAAAUUAUUACCUAGAUAUGGUGCUGAUAAUCACAAUGUUAAUGGUCUUCCUCAAGUAAAUCAGCGACAGCAAAAUAUAUACUCUAACAAAGCCGAAUUAUAUAGUACUGUGAAUGAGGAGCUUUAUACAAUGCCAUAUAUGUCAGAAAGAUAUAUACAUAAUUCUAUUAACGUUGGGAUUGGGAACGGAAUCGAUGACAGAAAUUACAUUUCUAAGACUGCAGUACAUCGUUCAACAGCCGAUAUUUAUGGUCAAAGUCCUGCGAAAUAUAUUACAGGCUUAGAACCCCAAAAACCUCCGAGAAGUAAUGUUUCAAAGGCAGCUAGAACUUCAAAAGUGUACAGUAUGUACGCAGAAACUCAAGAAGCCGACCAGAAUAUAACGAAUAAGAAUUUCAACAGAGCAAAGAGCUCUGACAAUCUAUUAGAAUCUAAACAAGAGGCAGUCGAAAAUAAACGCGACCUGGUCUCCAGCCAAGAGAAUAUCGUGUACAGUAAUAUUCAUGACCUUGCUAUGUUCACAGAAAAUAUUCAGCGUCAAAACCAAUACCAAUCACAUGCCGAUAUGUUAUCGAAUAUGAACUAUUCUCGAGUUUACACUGGUUGGGAAAAAAAAAGCGCAAAUUAUAACACUCAAUUAAAUCCGUGUUCUAAUGAAAACAAAUAUGUCCAGAUGAAUAAAAAUUCGGGAGAAUCCUCGCAAAAUAAAACAGAUGGAAAAACAACACCGGCAGCCACCAUUUUUAUAAGAAAUGACUGGUCUCGUCAAGCAGCGAGGACGAAGAGCUUAGAGGUUAAUGAAGAUGGGCACAGUAACGUUGCGGACAAAACUCGUAAUGGCAAUUACGAAAUAAACAUCGUAAAUUGCUGUCGGAAGAGACGAUUUGAUCCUGCUCAUAUGUGUACGAAAAACUGUAUAACCCUCUCGAUGAUAAAUAAUAGAGAAAAAGAGAAACAUACUGGAAACUCACAAAACUCCUAUGCUUACGUGGACGAUAUUCACAGCAACAACGCAGAAGAAAAUAAAAAAUGUAGGAUCCGUAAUUAUAAUAAUACGAAACUAAACCAAUCGAAGUCUUUGGCAAAUAUUAUUUUGCAAAGUGACUCGAGCAGCAACGAUACGCUGUACCAACCGCAAAAUUCAUUCAACAGCCGUUCAACAGAAUCAACAGCUAGCGAAAACUCUUUUGAAAAUUGCUACACGACCCAGUACAUUGAACCCUUGUAUACAUCCGUUUAUAAUCGCAGAAGGGAUAUUUUCCACGAAGAGAAGAAUAAUAUGUUUUCAUCAGAUAUUUAUAAAGCUACCCCGACAUCUGUGCAACCUGAUUAUUCUUCGGAAAAAGAACAGAAUAACAACAGCAAGAAGCCGCCUCACAUGCCUCCACCCGUGCCACCAAGAAAAAUGGUCUACCAGAGGGUCCUGAAAAAGUUUCAACCAGUUCAUGUCAACAAAGAUGACAAGGCAUCUCGAUCGAAGUCAGUACCUCCUCUGUACAGAGACCCUCCCAAGAGUACAGAAAAAAAUGGACAAAAGGUCGUAGCUCUGGGGUGUUCAGAAUCUGACACAGAAUCGGAGUCAUACGUGUGAACGCAGCACAAACACAAUAUUAAUUUUAACAUAUUUUAAGGGUGUAAUAGUAGUACUGUAAUACACUCUAGUAACUAGUACAUUUUCAAAGUGUACAGUUUAAAUGACGUUAAACGCGUAGAUCUUCGUCUAAAUUUUUAUUAUUUGUAUUUACUCUAGAUGUUAUUAUAGUACUUCUAUUUAAUUUAGCGUUAUCGUGUGAAUCCCGCCUUAAAAUUUUCUAUAUAUGUGACCAUAACCUGAGCUGUUUUGGUGAUGUAAUUCCAAAGACGUAAUAAUAGUUUGCAAACAUAAUUGUAUUAUAUACAGGUAAUCUUUCCAAUGAGAUUCUGAUAAAUUUAUAAAUUUUAAAUUAUAAAUUUAUUUUAGUGGAAUAUGUAGAAUUAAAAACAACCACUUUUAAAAUUUUAAACUCUACUUACUUAUUUAGUUUUUGUUUAUUGGAAUAUACGUAAAGCUAGUAUCUAUUGUGUCAUGUAUGUGUUAGAGUUUUAAAAUAUAUUAUAAUAUAAAUAUGAAACAAAUAGAAAGAUAUGUACAUAGUGUAUGAUAGUGUAUCUAAAUAUACCUACUAAAUAAUUAUUAAAAUACAUACGAUAUGUAAUUA
This is a messenger RNA of Vanessa tameamea, 6379 nucleotides long. RefSeq lists its product as uncharacterized. Gene Ontology annotation, molecular function: guanyl-nucleotide exchange factor activity; GTPase activator activity. The coding region runs from base 472 to 5772 and encodes 1766 amino acids. The record is from RefSeq and is a predicted model, not a curated record. The transcript is spliced from 11 exons. Gene Ontology annotation, biological process: signal transduction. NCBI's taxonomy places the organism in Eukaryota, Metazoa, Arthropoda, Insecta, Lepidoptera, Nymphalidae.